Copidosoma floridanum is the source of this 1474-nucleotide messenger RNA. RefSeq names its product Actin-related protein 10 (gene Arp10). Lineage: Eukaryota; Metazoa; Arthropoda; Insecta; Hymenoptera; Encyrtidae. The record is from RefSeq and is a predicted model, not a curated record.
CCUACGUAACUUAACUGCUGUCGCAGCAGAUGCACGUAGGUAUAUGUGAAGAGAGCAACAAAAUCAUAAUGAGUAUAGGUACUAAAGUACUUAGUAAUGAAGUAUAAAUAAUGUUUUGUGGUUUGAUUUUGAUGGAUCGAGAUAGUCUAGUUCUAUAAAAAAACUUCGACUACGUGUUUACACUUUACACUCAGUAUUUAUGAAGUAUAGUUAAGAUUGGGAAAUAACAAGAGCACGACAAAAUGUUGCGUGGCUUCGAUGUAAUGCGUUACAUUUCGGAUAAGCAAAAUAUUGUUAUUGAUAUAGGCAGUGCCUACACAAAAUACGGCUUUGCUGGUGAGGCUGCACCACGUGGUAUUAUAAGGACAGAAGUAAAAUGCUCCGUAACAAAAGAAAUAAGAAGAAUUUUUGAUUAUAAAGAUGAUAAUGAUUUGUAUCAAUUGCUUGUCGAGUUUCUACAUGGGAUAUUUUUCAAACGGACUGUAACAACUCCAAAAGACAUUAAAAUUGUUGUUUUGGAGUCACCGUUGAUUCCAUCAAAAUUUAGGAACAUUCUUGUUAAAGUUCUUUUUCGUCACUUUGAAGUUGCUUCUCUAAUGAUACUCCCAACCCAUUUGGUGACUAUAAGCACAUUGGGAACCGAUACGACCUUGGUUUUAGAUGUUGGUUACAAUGAGGCAACUCUGAUUCCCGUGUUUGAGGGUGUGCCAAUCUUAAAAGCAUGGCAAGCUCUUCCUUUAGCUGCUCAAGCUGUUCAUGAGAGAAUAAAGGAGGGUAUGAAAGAUGUUUUAACAAAUAAAGAAAAAACGGAAAAUUUGAUUGAAAAUAUUAAGGUUCAAACUUGUUUUGUAACCACCAUGGAACGAUCUCUUAAAUUACAAACAGAAAAUCCCCCAACUCCACCACCAAGUGUUAAAUACUAUUGUACAAGAAAUUUCGAAAUACCAGGCACAGUAAGAGAAAAUGCUUUUGAAGUCUUGUGGGAAAGAGACAACGACAAUCUUAGUAUACCAACCAUGAUUCUAGAUGCUUUAAUCAAGUGUCCUGUUGAUACAAGAAAGCAGUUAGCAGAAAAUGUUUUACUUAUUGGUGGAACAACAAUGGCUAAAGGGUUUGCUAGUAGAUUGAAAACAGAACUUUUGUAUUUAGUUAACAGUGAACUUUAUUCAGAAAAGUUAAAAAUUAGAACGUUUAAGUUUCACACAGCACCCAGCAAACCUAAUUAUACCGCAUGGCUGGGUGGAGCAAUCUUUGGAAUUGCGGAUUUACCGUCUCGAUGCAUCUCUAAAGAGAAUUAUCUCAAAUGGAAUAGAGUGCCUGACUGGGUAAGUCUAAUAGACAACAAAAAAGAUGCCAGCUCUACCACUUAGUAAAAUUAGUUUUUUUUUUUUUUUUACAUUAUAUUAUUUAUUUCUCGUUCUUAAGAGCUUUUACAAUGGAUGAAUGUGAUACUUGACUUUUAUAUUUCUUACCU